Syzygium oleosum is the source of this 2971-nucleotide messenger RNA. RefSeq names its product protein FAR1-RELATED SEQUENCE 11-like. Bases 677 to 2716 code for a protein of 679 amino acids. Lineage: Eukaryota; Viridiplantae; Streptophyta; Magnoliopsida; Myrtales; Myrtaceae. Gene Ontology annotation, molecular function: zinc ion binding. The transcript has 3 exons. Gene Ontology annotation, biological process: regulation of DNA-templated transcription. The record is from RefSeq and is a predicted model, not a curated record.
UGCUCCUCCAAAAGAAAAUCCAACGGUAACCUCCCCCUCCUCCGUUCUCCGUCUCUCUUCCAUCGGCAUUUACGAUCGUCCCCGCGCUUUUGCUUCUUUUGGGGGGGAUCUACUCGUAGCGAAUCGCGUUCGAGGAAGAUGGUAGGAGGGAGGGAGGGAUCGCGAAUUGGGUUUGUAGGGAGAUAAGCAAAUGUGGGUCGAUGUCCAAACUGCGUGUAAUGCGGAUGGAUGCGGGAGCUGUUCGCAUUUUUUCGUUUUUCCUUUGGUUCAAGAUUGAGAAAUGAUGAGGCGGUGUGUUUGCAAAUUUGGGUUCUCUUUUUGAUCUGGUGUUUGAAGGGAAAGGGGGUUCAUUUUUUUUGUGAAGGAGCAUGAGGGACUGGGUGUGCACUGUGCUGUCUCUUAUCUGUUCUUUGACUUGAAAAUCUGUAAAAGGGGUUGUUUGGUUGGGAACAGUGAAGGGCUUGUUCUGUUUGAUUAGUUGAAAGCAGUCUUGGGUUUGUCGAUUAUGUUUUGGAACGAUGUCCCGAUGCGCCAACCGGUAGCUGUUUCUCUUUUCAGGGGUAUCUGUCGCCUGUGGUCGGAGUCGGUUGUCCCUUUAUUCUCUUGAAAUGAACGGUUUGAUCGGACUUGGGAUCUGAUCCUCAGAGAUACAUAUUCGUUGGAAGAGAGGAGGAGUAUGUCCAUAGGGGCUGGACAGAUGUUGGUGGCUUACGAUGAUCCGUCCGACCAGCAUUCUUUCUCUUUAGACGACAACAGCAGCGCCGAAGAGUCUCUUGAUGAAACGAGGCUCUCCCUGGAAAGCACUAACGAGACUGUUCCGUACAUUGGGCAGAGAUUCGACACUCAUGAUGCUGCCUAUGAGUUUUACUGUGAAUUCGCUAAACGGUGUGGCUUUUCGAUCCGUCGCCACCGUACCGAAGGAAAAGAAGGAGUUGGUAAAGGGCUCACAAGGCGGUACUUUGUUUGCCAUCGUGCUGGAAACACGCCUGUCAAAUCAACUAACGAAAGUAAACCUCAAAGAAACAGGAAAUCCUCUCGGUGUGGAUGCCAGGCAUAUAUGCGGAUAAGCAAGACAACGGAUUUAGGAGCUCCAGAAUGGCGCGUCACUGGUUUUGUAAACCAUCAUAAUCACGAACUUCUGGAACCAAACCAAGUUCGUUUCCUACCUGCUUACCGAACAAUAUCUGACACGGACAAGAGCAGGAUUCUUAUGUUUGCCAAGACAGGUAUCUCAGUCCAGCAGAUGAUGAGGCUGAUGGAACUCGAGAAGUGUGUGGAACCAGGAUACUUGCCUUUCACGGAGAAGGAUGUUAGGAACUUACUCCAAUCAUUUCGGAAAAUAGACCCUGAAGAUGAAAGUAUAGAUUUGUUAAGAAUGUGCAGAAAUAUAAAGGAAAAGGACCCUAAUUUCAGGUUCGAGUACACACUUGAUUCGAACAAAAGAUUGGAAAAUAUCGCGUGGUCGUAUGCAUCAUCCAUACAAUCAUAUGAGAUCUUUGGCGAUGCUGUCGUAUUUGACACGACACACCGGCUGACUGCAUUUGAUAUGCCGCUUGGUUUGUGGGUUGGGAUCAACAAUUAUGGCAUGCCCUGUUUCUUUGGUUGUGUACUUAUGAGGGAGGACAAUUUGAGGUCUUAUUCGUGGGCAUUAAAGGUCUUCUUGGGGUUUAUGAAUGGAAAAGCACCUCAAACAAUUCUUACUGACCAGAAUAUGUGCCUGAAAGAAGCGAUAUCUAUGGAAAUGCAAACAACUAAACAUGCACUUUGCAUCUGGAUGAUCGUGGCGAAGUUUCCCUCUUGGUUCAAUGCUAUUUUGGGAGAGCGUUAUAACGAGUGGAAGUCCGAGUUUUAUCGACUCUAUAAUGUGGAAUCAAUAGAGGAAUUCGAAAUAGGGUGGAAGGAAAUGCAAAAUUUUUUUGGACUGCACUCAAACAGGCACAUCAUUAAUCUGUUUGCCCUGAGAUCAUAUUGGGCAUUACCAUACUUGAGAAGCUACUUUUUUGCUGGAAUGACUUCCGCUGGCCAGUCAAAGUCCAUUAAUUCCUUUAUCCAACGUUUUCUGAGUUCACAAACCCGUCUUGCACAUUUUGUUGAGCAGGUGGCUGUUGCGGUCGAUUUUAAAGAUCAAGCGGGAGAGCAGCAAACAAUGCAACAAAAUCUCCAAAACAUCUCCUUGAAGACAGGAGCGCCCAUGGAAUCCCAUGCCGCUACGGUCCUCACUCCGUUUGCUUUCUCUAAGCUCCAAGAGCAACUUGUCUUGGCGGCCCACUAUGCAUCCUUCCAAAUGGAAGAUGGCUUUCUUGUGAGGCACCACACAAAACUCGAGGGAGGGCGGAGGGUUUAUUGGAUCCCUCGGGAGGGCAUCAUAAGUUGCAGUUGCCAUCUAUUCGAGUUUUCUGGAAUCCUGUGCCGGCAUGCGCUCCGAGUCCUCUCCACUGGGAAUUGUUUCCAAAUACCCGAUAAGUAUCUCCCCCUCCGAUGGCGGAAGAUCAGUACGUCUUCAUCGAAGCUCCUUCACAAUGCUCCGAGCGAUCACGCGGAAAGAAUACAGUUACUCCAGAGCAUGGUAUCGAAUCUCAUAUCGGAGUCAACCAAGUCCAAGGAGAGGCUAGACAUUGCAACCGAGCAAGUUUCCAUCCUCUUGUCGCGUAUCAGAGAGCAGCCGGUGUCUUCGCCGGUCGUAAGAGACGCUUCUUCCAUUCAUAGGAACUUUUGACAAGCCUAUUUUGAUUAUCCGGCUGUAGGCGUGUCCUCCAUGCCGUUCCUAGGCUGGGCGAAUGCAUAAGGCCGAGCAGAUUGUGGACGUCGGUGCUAAAUUCGGGGAUCGAACAUAUUGAAGUGAAAUUUUGUGGGCUGAUGACUGAGCAUGGAAGAUGUGUUUCUAUCUUAGAUAGCACCAAGAAUCCUGCAUUUACCAGGGAAGAGUUCACGAGAACAGUGAUGUAGAAUGAAAUGCUUCUUUAGAUUUUAA